AUGCAUCUCCAAUCUAACGGCUUUUUUGGAAAUGACGUCUGCCUCGAUCAGAACGAGGGAGUGGAGUCUUACAGUAAGCUUGAAUACAGUCUCAAGGACCUUCGAGGUGUUGCUUAUCAGGAUCUAGCCUCCUGGUCUCGCUUCACCGUCAAGCAGACGUACGACAAACUCAAGCCAAAACGGACGUUCACACCACAUGUAUCAAGCAAUCACUCUAGCCCUAACAACUUGAACGCUGAUAUUGCAAUACAUGGGCCACAGAGUACACGGUAUGGUUGGGAGUGGUACGAGAUGGGAUUCUUUACUUAUUGGAAUAAGUCUGGAUUGACUACGCUCAUGUGCUUCGAUUUACCUUCAAAAUCGCACUCUGUCAUCCAGUCAAUGUUUGGUUCGCAAAGUAUCGACCUCUCUUGUCCCUACACUGUAUUUUCGCUCAUUACGGAUGCGCUACUACGAUUGUACGAUGAUUCGGUGUGGUCUAUCAGAAACCACAUCAGCCAUAGAACUCAUUCGCCACAGCGAAGGUCGCAAGAGACUGACUACUUCCUUUUACACGAAAUUGCAAGGCAUGGUGUGCAUAUCAGCGAGACUUUGAAUGUGGCUAUACUGUCGCUAGAUGCUAUACGGCAACAUCAUGAAACAUUUCGUGCAAACACAGACCUCAUCCACGGCAACAAUGGACGCAGGCGCUGGGACAAAGUCGGGAGUCGGUUCGAGUUUCAGCUCCGAUUUCUAAAGGGCCUGCUCCAACGCUCUGAGGCAAAUAAUGCCCGAAUUCAGAACGAGAUCACUCUUGCCUUCAAUGCGGCAGCUCAGAGAGAUAGCAAGAUCCAAGUGCAGAUAGGAGAAGAAGCGAAGAGGGAGGCUUCAGCAAUGAAGGCGAUCGCUGUCGUCACAAUGACUUUCUUGCCAGCUACCUUUGUUUCUACGCUCUUCGGAAUGAACUUUUUUUCAUUUCAGCCUGGAGAACUCACCUCCAAAGCUUCGUUUAAUGUAUCCCGACAUUUCUGGAUAUACUGGGCCUUCUCUAUUCCUAUGACUGUUGCAACGCUCGCUCUAUGGUUUUGGUGGAGGCGUUGGGCUUGGGGCCAUUGA
This is a messenger RNA of Lindgomyces ingoldianus, 1095 nucleotides long. RefSeq lists its product as uncharacterized. The coding region runs from base 1 to 1095 and encodes 364 amino acids. The record is from RefSeq and is a predicted model, not a curated record. Lineage: Eukaryota; Fungi; Ascomycota; Dothideomycetes; Pleosporales; Lindgomycetaceae. The transcript has 4 exons.